Molecule: messenger RNA, 4968 nt
Organism: Serendipita indica DSM 11827
Lineage: Eukaryota; Fungi; Basidiomycota; Agaricomycetes; Sebacinales; Serendipitaceae
Source: the annotation of a GenBank genome assembly
AUGCUCCUUCGAGCGCCAAAGAACAUUGCAAAGAUACUUCACAAUCACUCCAAUCCUACAGAUAAACCUCCUUCGCCUCGCGUUCAUGGGCCCGUAAAACCAGAUAUUUCGCUAGCCGAAUCAUUCGAGUCUCCCCGACUCAGACUUCUCAACAUUUCGCCCGCGGCCUCGACAGAGUCGGUCGUACUCAACACGACAAAGGACCUCCCGCCUGCACCAUCUUCGAGCCAAAACUCCUCACCACAAAAGAAGCCUCAUCUCACUGACCCUCCGCCGCGAACAGCCUCGACGCGUCGCGGACCUCCCGCGCCAAUCAGAAUCCCUAAUGGGCGGAUACACGCACCCCCUAUCAUUGUCGAACGCGACGCGGACCUCGCUGAUCUCGAGAACAGAAUCUCCAUCAGCAUCCGCACCCCGCGGGUACCGCGCAAGUCAUCAAAGCGAAAGGGUUCCAAGAGCGAGCAGCAGGCUGGUGCUAAGAUUAUUCCCCCACCACUGCCAGAGGCCAAGAUCGUGGCAACGAACGCUAGCGCUGCUCCAUCCGCCUCGUCGUCUGCGCAAAACUCUAGAAGAGGUUCCUUGGCGACGAACGGGGAUGAUGCGAUGACCGAAGCCAGCAAUGACGAGUAUCGGUUCUCCCUUGGAUUCCUGCUGCAGCCAGACAGGACCUCGGUGAUGACAACGAGGACGGGCCGUGCGGACUCGGCGACGCUCCCAGAGCUGUCCCCCUUUUUUGCAAGUGAUUCAUAUAUCCCACCUGUACCGAUCAUUCCUCCAUCGUUGAUCGGUGGAGGGAUUCGGAAUGCCACCGAGUCGUCGACCAAGGGCGUCAAGCCCGCCACCAAACAGCUCAAGCCUGUUGGAGGCCCAGGAGCAUUUACUCCAGGAAACUCGCCGCUAGCAUCAGCUUAUUCACAGCUAACUGCCAACUCGCGACCAUAUGUAUCGGAUCUGAAGACUCAGACGCAGAACAAGGGGGUCUCCCAGCCAGUCGACGAGGAGGAAGACUAUUCGCCGACAUUCACCGCAGCGAGUCCGCUUGACUCGCCCGAGAAGAGGAUUGGGGUCAACCAGCUGUCGGGGAACGUGACGGGAACGGUCAUGAUGAAGCCCUGGCCUUCGAGGCAUACAGAGCACAACGAGACGUUGCGAAAGCAGCUCGACAAGAGCCCAGGAGUGUCCUCUGUAUCGUCCAUCCCUACCCCAGAACUCUCUCCAGCCACCAAGCCGGCUCCUCAGAGCUCGACUUCUUCGUCUGGUAGUAACAGUUCCAUGAGCCGAUACGAGGGGUCGAUCAGCAACUUUGAAAUUGUGACCAGAGCCACACUAGACGGCCAGCACCACAGUCGCUCUGCUAAUGCUAUUCAGCAGCGCCAUCGCGAAGUUCCGCAGACGGCUGUGCCGAUGUCGGCGGUCAGCCCCGGCCUGUCAACAGCAUCGAUCGAUCAAUACCUCGACAUUAUUACGUUUGGACCCAAGCCCAAUAACCCACCACUAUUUAUCACCGACGAAGGAGCAGAGGAUGCAUCAAAAGCAAAGUCAACUCCAGCCGCGUUCCUAACAAAGGAAGGGGUCCCCAACAAAUCAACUUUUGCUCCGAAUCAUCCUAAAGAGACGGUCGUUGAGCCGCCCAAGCCCGCUGAGCCACGAAAGCUCAAGUUUCCGCCACUGGAACCUUCAGAACCGGUAGCUGAGCCAAUAUUAUCUGCACUCAGAGAGCGGAGGCCAAGCUUACCAUCUCCUUCCGGCAACAUCUCCCCCAAUGCUUUGGAACGACGCCCCUCAGCACCGUCUCCGUUGACUGGGGGUCCGACAGCGAUUCUAUUCACUCCAUCGGCCCAUCAGCCUCUGCAUGCUGCACUUAGUGGCUAUAGCUCCUCUGGCUUCGGCAGCUUUUCGUUAAUGGGGACGGGAUCUAAAUUGCGCGCAGUGGAUGAUCAGGGCUUCCGCGUCUCGAAUCUCUCCAUCAAGACCGACCACAUUCGUAGUGCACUUGCAAAGGCUCCACUUGUCCCCUAUACACCUUUCUCUCAAGGCUCGGAUGCAUUUAGUCCAGGAACAGCACUCAUUUCUGCUCCAAUAGCCGUGUCGCGAGCACCAAUCAAGUCUGCCGUUCCUCCUACGAGUGCCCUCUCGACUGCUGCCCCUGUCAAGCUAGCGACUCGCUCCCGUACUCGACCCCCCAGCGGCCCCAGACAACAACGCAGUGUAUCUGCGUCCAAGGCUACUGGGUCCAGGCAUAAAGAGCCGGUACCCCCUCUUCCUUCCCUGGAUCCCAAAGUCCUCAAGAGCGUUCGCUCGCGUGCGAACACGAGCACGUCUGUUGUUGACUUGCACACGUCGCUCAUCUCAAUCCCGACGACACCAAGCUUUGAGACAGGCUUGAUACCUUUCAAGGGGUUGACCUUGGAUGUUGCAAAAUGGACGUUCAGCCAGGAAGAGCUUCAAGAAAUCUCGAGACGUGCAAUCUGCCAGUCUGCAGACCCACUUGCCAUCCGAUUGGUCCCUGCCAAAAUCUUGGAUGAGGAUGUACCGGCCGAGAUGGAAAAGCUCGAACUCAGGAGAGAGGAACUAAAGGCAGAUUACAAGUAUCACCACCGACGCCGCGUUGCGAUCCUCGGCUUGCUCAACGCGUUGACCGAGGCGAUGGACAAUCCAACCUCCUCCGGAAGUAACAGUCCCUCUGCCUCGAUGGCUCGUCUUCUCGACGAGUUGAGAGAGGUGGGAAUCAAGGCGGACAAAGUCUGCGAGGAGCUUUACAACGUGUGUGAUCAAAUCAACCAAAUGCACGCGCUGCAGGACUGUCAUGCUUCCUCCGCACUCGCUAUGGCGCUGAGAAAAAUCAAUGCUAGCUACCUCAAAAGUACCGCCGAGGCCACGGACAUGAAGGCACAGAUCGUCUACUUGACUGGCGAACGCGAAGAAGCAUGGGCCAUGGCGGAGAGCCUAGAAAAGGAGCUCAAUGAAGUCAAAGCACAGCUUGAGGCAGAAAAGGCGAAGGUUGUUGCUGCUGCUGCCUCUACGGUCCCCACCGCUCCUGUAGGCACUGAGCCUGAGGCAGUCUUCUCGCCACCAAUUAUGCCUUUCAAACGAGGAGACGCGACGCCCAGCACAGCCGUUCCGCAGAGUGCCGAUAUUAUUGAGGACGCGCCAUUGACAGGAAGCCGCGUGCUGGCUGCACGCAAGGUCAGCACUCGACGAGCGAAAGCCGGUCUACGAGCGGCGAGACAAUCGGUCAUUAGUCCUCUCCGCUUCUCUGCUCUUCACACGGGGUUCUCCAUUUCGUCGGCAUUCAGCGACGCGCACCCUCAACCAUCGGCUGCUCCUGUUCCUCCAGUACCAGCGAUUCACUCUGCUGCCUUGACCUCUGCAGGUGCAAGCGCCUUUAGCACGGGACGUCGUUCACGUCGCUCCGAAUCACUUUCUGGAACACCGGGUACAGCCGCAUCCUCACGUGAGCUGAUGAAUGCUCAGAAUGAGCUACUGCAGAUGCUCGGUGUACCAGUUCAAGGAUUAUCGGCACACGGUUUCCGCAGAACACGGUCGUUCUCGGACGCAGAUGUCAGAGCGUCAAUGCUCCCUCCGAGCCCUCCUCCGGCAGGCCUCGCCACCACAAUGGCAAAGCAGUUACAGUUGGCCGAUAAGACGGAUUCUGUCAUGAUCUCGUCGUUUCAUAACCGUGAAAGUCGUAUUACGAGCGUCUAUGGUGCAUAUUUGUCUCGAAGAAAUACGGCAUUCGCUGCGAAUAAGCGUAGGCAGACCCGGGCGAGUGGCUGGGGUGUUGAUGCUAUCUAUGAUGGCAUCCUUGAUGACGCAGAUAUAAAGAGGACCAUCCAAAGGCAGUCACAUCAUUAUCACCACUACCCUCAAAAGAUAUUGGACAUGGGACUACCACCCACGCACAGAGCCCUUGUUGUCGUAGAGGCGGGCAAGGUUGGCAUUAAUCAACAACCUCUCCCGAAAUACGGCGACGAGGAAAUACUGGUCAAAGUCAAAGCCGUUGCGAUUAACCCAACGGACUGGAAGCAUGUUGACCGUUUUCUCAAACCUGGCCAAUCCAUUGGCUGCGACUUCUCCGGCGACGUAGUAGCGGUCGGUCGCGACGCAGCAAGCAAGAUAUCUGUUGGAGAUGCUGUCGCCGGUUUUACUCGUGGAGGGUUUGUAAUUGGUGAUAAUGAGUACGUCAUGACAUAUCCCGAGAAUGUUUGGCACAAGCCGGCUUCCUUGCCCUACGAGGAAGCAGCUCCUAUGGGCGGAAUUGCUUUUUCAACUGCUGUUUGCGCGCUCCAUACUGUACUUGAUCUUCCUUAUGAGACGUCCAAGCCUCAACCGAUUCUUAUCUGGUCCGGUGCUACAGGGGUCGGGAUGUAUGCCAUCAAACUUGCGACUCUAGCAGGCUUCAAGGUAGUGACAACUGCAUCUGAGAAGAACUGGGACCUUGUCAAAUCUCUUGGUGCAGAAGCAGUCUUCGACUACAAGGAUCCAGAGGUCGUCGAGAAGAUCAAAAACUGGGUGAAUGAGAGCGGCCAGGGACCAUUGAAGAAAGCACUCAACGCUGUCUCUACACCUGACAGCACUGCUCAAUGCGCCGUUCUUGUAGGUGCAGGUGGGAGUGUUGUGACCCUUCUACCAGUGCCCAAUGAUUUGGAUCCGAAAGGGGCAGAAGUCAAGUUUAUGCUUGUCUAUCGUGCGCUGAAGCAGAAUGGUGUCGAAGCGCGUCGGCGAAUGUGCGAGUGGACUGAAGAGGAUGUCCUCGCCGCAAAGACACGGAACCCGACAUACAUCGAAAAUAACGCAAAGUUACGUGAGUGGAAUCAGAGGAUGCCUUCGCUCAUCGAGAGCGGCAAACUCCCUAAGGGGCUUGUUCCUCUGAAGAUUUACCAAGGGAUGGAGAAGCUGCCCGAGGCUAUUGACUAUGCUCGACUGGGAAGAGUCAGUGGAGAGAAACUUGUCGUUAUAUUCGAUUAG